AUGUUCGUUGAACCGGUGCUGAAGCAAAUGACCCUGGAGAGGUUGGCCGUGGAUGUAUUCGGCGUGGUCGGAGUGUUGACCAUCGCCUACGUACUCUACAACCGCCUCGUCCACCCACUCCGCCGCAUCCCCGGCCCCUUCUGGGCCUCCGUGACACCAUGGGUGCAACUCUACCACGGCCUCAAAGGUGAUCGCCAUCUGUGGCUGCACCAGCUCCACGAGCAGUAUGGCACACACGUCCGUGUCGCGCCGAACUUUGUCUCCGUCAACACCGACCGCGGUCUCCACGACAUCUACGGCCACGGCAAAAGACUCCAAAAAGCCGAUUUCUACAACGCGUUCCCCGCCAUCAAGGGUGUGUAUAACACGCAUAAUGCGAUCGACAAGACGAUGCAUGGGCGUAAGAGGCGCGUGCUCAGCCAGGCUUUCUCGGAGACUGCGCUGAAGGGUAUGGAGGAUGUUAUGCUGCUGCAUGUUCGGCAGCUUUGCGCCGUGUUGGCGGGUACUGCUAGCAACGAGGGUGGUGAUAGCAAGGGUGUGGUGAAGAAUAUGGGAAAUUGGUUCAGUUAUCUCUCCUACGACGUGAUGGGUGAGCUCUGCUUUGGAAAGAGCUUUGACAUGCUUGUCGCCGAGGGUCGCAGACAUAUGAUCGGGUUGGUGGAUCGUGCUGCGAAUCGACACUAUGUUUGUGGACUCUGGAUGCCCUUGGACCGCUGGCAUCUCGACCAGAUCUUCAUUCGCAGGCUUACCCAGGACCGUUGGAACUUCAUCAUGAACUCGCGCGUGGAGGCAAACAAGCGUGCCCAGGAGCGUGCCAUGGCUGGACGCGAGGCCAAGAAGGACUUCUUUUACUACCUGUUGAACGCGAAGGACCCGGAAACCGGCAAGGGUCUCAGCACCCCCGAGCUCUGGGGAGAAGCCAACGUCCUCAUGAUUGCUGGUAGUGACACCACCUCGACCACUCUGGCAGCCACACUCUUCUACUUGGUCCGCUCCCCGGAAACCCUGGCCAAGCUGACCAAGGAGGUUCGUGGCGCCUUUUCUGCCGUCGAGGACAUCAUCAGCGGUAGCCAACUCAACGAACUGGUUUUCCUCAAGGCCUGCAUCGACGAGGCCCUCCGUCUUGCUCCCGCCGUGCCGGGUGCACCACCCCGUGAAGUCAUGCAAGGCGGUGCUGUCGUAGACGGAGUCUUCCUCCCCGCAGGCACCGACUGCGGUACACCAACCUACUCAAUCCACCGACAGGCGCAGUACUACCGCGAACCGGAGACCUACAUCCCGGAGCGCUGGAUCGAAGGUGCAACCUGCAAAGCCUCGGGCGUCUCUUGGACGAGUACAAGAGAAGACAUCGAGACGGCGCGCCGUGCAUUCUGCCCGUUCAGCAUUGGACCACGCGGAUGCAUUGGCAAGAGCAUGGCAUUCAUGGAGAUGCGUCUGACAUUAGCUCGGUUGAUCUUCCUCUUUGACAUGUCGCUGGCUGAUCGCCAGGGCGAAGAUUCGAAGGGCCAUUUGGCACUGGUAGACCACUUCACCAGCGCGAAAGAUGGGCCUAACGUGGAGUUUCAAAAAGUGUUGCCAGUGAAUUAA
Penicillium subrubescens is the source of this 1587-nucleotide messenger RNA. RefSeq names its product cytochrome P450. Gene Ontology annotation, molecular function: monooxygenase activity; iron ion binding; oxidoreductase activity, acting on paired donors, with incorporation or reduction of molecular oxygen. NCBI's taxonomy places the organism in Eukaryota, Fungi, Ascomycota, Eurotiomycetes, Eurotiales, Aspergillaceae. The transcript is spliced from 3 exons. Bases 1 to 1587 code for a protein of 528 amino acids. The record is from RefSeq and is a predicted model, not a curated record.